CGGCCUGCGAGACACGUCAUACGUCAGAGGCCAGUUUAUAUAUUUUUAUCGUAAAAUUUCAACAAAAUGAAGUUUUCUAUUAUAUUAGGGAUUUUAACAUGCUGCUCUAUAGCGUUUGCCUAUCAAGAAACAUUAGUGCUUGUCGAUAAUCUUAACGUAAGAGAAACUCAUUCACAAUUUUUCAAAUCUUUGCAAGAACGAGGCUACACUCUCACAUUUAAGUUGGCCGACGACGCUAACCUUGUUCUCUCGAAGUAUGGCGAAUAUUUGUACAAGAAUUUGGUCGUGUUUUCGCCCAGUGUGGUGGAGUUUGGUGGUCAAAUCGAUACUGAUGCUAUCACAAAGUUCAUAGAUGAUGGAGGCAAUGUGCUUAUUGCUGGUAACUCGGCCGCUAGCGAUGUAUACAGGGAAAUUGCCUCAGAAUGCGGUUUUGAAAUGGAUGAAGAGUCAGCAGCAGUGAUAGAUCACUUCAACUUUGACGCACUAGAUGAUGGAGACCAUACAAGAAUUGUAGUGUCGCCCAAGAACUUAAUUAAUGCGCCAACCAUUGUUGGACCUCAGAAUAUCAAGCCCUUACUAUUUGAGGGUACAGGAUUGAUUCUGGAUAAAGACAACAGCUUAGUUAUGCCCAUAUUGAGUGCAGACAGCACUGCUUACAGCUAUAAUCCUAAGAGCCAGGUUAAAGAAUACCCUCACGCCGUUGGCCGCAAGACGGUCCUCAUAGCCGCUCUGCAAGCCAGAAAUAAUGCUCGCAUUGUAUUCAGUGGUUCACUGUUCUUCUUCUCCGAUGAAGCUUUUAAUGCCCCUGUAUCUAAGGUCCAUGGUGACAAACUAAAGUCUGACGCGUCUGGUAACAAAGAGCUGGCUAUUCACUUGAGCCAAUGGGCCUUUGGCGAACGAGGGCAGUUGCGCGUGGGGCGUGUACAGCAUCACCGCCAGGGGGACAGCGAGUCGUCCAACACGUACACCAUUAUGGACACUGUGGUAUACAGAAUCGAAAUAGAAGAACUCAAGAACGGCAAAUGGCAGCCAUUCGAAGCUAACGACGUGCAACUAGAGUUCGUUCGCAUUGAUCCCUUCAUCCGCACCACGCUCAAGAAGAAGCCCAAUGGAGUGUACGAGGCUAUCUUCAAGGUUCCUGAUGUGUGGGGAGUAUACCAGUUCAAGGUUGAUUACGAUAGGAUCGGAUACACAAGGCUUUAUCAUUCUACUCAGGUGUCUGUCCGCCCGCUACAACACACGCAAUACGAGAGGUUCAUACCCAGUGCCUACCCCUACUAUGUGAGCGCAUUCUCCAUGAUGAUUGGAGUGUUCCUCUUCUCUUUUGUAUUCCUGUACUAUAAGGACGACUCACCUAAAUCUAAGAGUGAAUAAGUAGUGUAAUAUUUAUUGUACGCAUGUAAUAAAUUUUUAAUAGUU
Colias croceus (clouded yellow) is the source of this 1419-nucleotide messenger RNA. RefSeq names its product dolichyl-diphosphooligosaccharide--protein glycosyltransferase 48 kDa subunit (gene Ost48). The coding region runs from base 67 to 1374 and encodes 435 amino acids. The transcript has 7 exons. Gene Ontology annotation, cellular component: oligosaccharyltransferase complex; endoplasmic reticulum membrane. The record is from RefSeq and is a predicted model, not a curated record. Lineage: Eukaryota; Metazoa; Arthropoda; Insecta; Lepidoptera; Pieridae.